UCGAAGUACAAGUGUUUAUUGUAGGUAGCGAGAGACUGUUUCUACAAUUUGACUGGGUGACUUUCUGGUCACAUAACAACAACUUUAAGCGUCGAUUUUCCGGACCACAGCUUUGAAUACUGGCGUGUGGAGUGUCCCUCUUGUGUUCCCUCAUCACACAUCAAGCAACCCAAAAUUGCCGGUCAUAUGAUGGACAUCAGUAGCUGUUGCAUGAAAAUUUGUGUUCCAACUAACGUAACCUGUGUCCAAAAUUCGCAAUGAACGUGCGUAAUCAACACAUUGUCUGUUUAACUGGCUGCAACUAAGCGCGUAUUGACAAAGAGGCGUGGGCAAGUCAUUUUCCCAUGCUAUGAAAUUCAUGCACAUACAGAAUAACUCACCUAGAUAUUGUCUAGCCUUACUCUUCAUAUAAAAUUAUCAAUCCCCCCUUCCUCAUUAUUCAUCAUUCACAACUUGCAAUUUGCAAAACAACUAAUAACUCUUCAUUACCAGAAGUACUCUGCAAUUUCCUUAAGUGUAUCACUAAUCGGUUAACAUACAGCAGACCGCUCAAGAACUACAGGAGGAAAAUAAAUUGUUUGGAGAUGGAAAGACGAAGAGCGAUUUACGAGAAGGAUCUGAAUCUUGAGGCAACUGAAUUAAGAUUAGGUUUGCCUGGACUAGAUGAAUCAGAGAAACAAUCUUCUACCUCAAAUAGUGCUAAAAAUAGCAAAAAAAGACCUUUAUCGGAGAUGGAUGAUAAUAACUCAUCUUGUGUAACCGAAAAUGAACAACAAGAGUACGCUCCUCCUGCACCAAAAGCACAAGUUGUUGGUUGGCCACCAGUUCGAUCUUACAGGAAGAAUAUCGUACAAGCCAAGAAACCAGAAUCUGAUACUUCUUUAGGGAUGUACUUAAAAGUUAGUAUGGAUGGAGCACCUUAUUUGAGAAAAAUUGACCUUAAGAUUUACAAAAGCUACCCAGAGCUACUCAAGGCUUUACAAAACAUGUUCAAGUGCACUAUUGGGGUAUAUUCAGAAAGAGAAGGAUACAAUGGAUCUGAUUAUGCACCAACUUAUGAAGACAAAGAUGGUGAUUGGAUGCUAGUUGGAGAUGUACCAUGGGAGAUGUUCAUCAAUUCAUGCAGAAGGCUUAGAAUAAUGAAAGGAUCUGAAGCAAAAGGUUUAGCAUGCCUAUAGGACAAGGCUUAAAAAAAGGAGUUAUAUGUGUUGCUGGACUCUUUGCCAUGAGGUUCAUGAAAGUACCCUUAUAAUUAUAAAGCAGAAGCUUAUAAUUGGGAUUUUCAAGAAACAUGGAAAUACAUACAUACGUGAUACGUACAAUCGUACAUACAGACGUGCUACAAUGAACAAGACAAGGCUGAGGAUAUUGAUCCGUCUGUGAUGAUGAUCAUUUCAGUUUUGUAACGUUAAUCUUCUGUUGCAUGGAAUAGAUCUAGAUCUACUUGUACAAAAAGUUUUUUCUUUUUUGGAAGAGUUUGAUGUGUAUUGUUUACAAGUAUAUAUAUACGGGAAGAAUACAAAAUGUUAGUACCACGGCA
Messenger RNA from Capsicum annuum, 1540 nucleotides. RefSeq names its product auxin-induced protein 22D. Gene Ontology annotation, molecular function: protein binding. The transcript has 3 exons. Lineage: Eukaryota; Viridiplantae; Streptophyta; Magnoliopsida; Solanales; Solanaceae. The record is from RefSeq and is a predicted model, not a curated record. The coding region runs from base 585 to 1178 and encodes 197 amino acids. Gene Ontology annotation, biological process: regulation of DNA-templated transcription. Gene Ontology annotation, cellular component: nucleus.